UUAUUUACAUCUGGGCUAGACUUUUUCUCUAUUCAUUAAUAAAUGAUUCUAUUUAAAUAUGCAUAUAGACUGCUGAAAAGUGGCUGAAAUGUAUUUUUGAAGGAAAGAAUUACAGUUCCCAAGAAUUGCCAGCUUGAUGCAUCAGACCUCACGCCAUGUAAGCUAAACACACCUUCCCUUUUUCAUUUCUGCCCAUGUUGCUGAGAUGGGGAAUCAGAGCACCGUGGCACGAUUUAUCCUAAAGAGUUUCUCAGAUGACCCCACUGUGAAUGCUGUCUGCACCGGCUGUCUCCUGGUCACCUACGCCUUUGGGGUCCUGGCGAAUAUUGCUGUCAUCACAGUGAUUACCAAGGACGGCCACCUCCAUACACCCAUGUAUUUCUUCCUAAAGAGUCUGUCCUUUCUGGAUGUGUGCUACACCUCGGUCACCAUGCCCAAGGCCAUUGUCAAUGCCAUCCUGGGUUCUCAGGAGAUUUCCUUCCUAGAGUGCGCUGUUCAGCUCUACUCCUUUUUCACCCUGGCAGCCACCGAGUGCUUCCUGCUCACGACCAUGGCCUAUGACCGCUGCAUGGCCAUCUAUAGGCCCCUUGUCUAUGGGGUCACAAUGAGCAGGAAGCUCUGCUGGGAGCUGGUUUCCACCGCCUGGAUUUGUGGGGCUCUCUAUUCCAUCUUCCAUGCCAUCAACACCUUCUCCCUGCCUUUCUGUGGACCAAAUGUCAUCGAUCACUUUUUCUGUGACAUACCUCCUGUCAUGAGGCUCUCCUGUGUUGACUAUCACACAAAUGAAGAAGUGAGUUUCAUUUAUACCAGCUGCAUCAUCCUGGGAGCCUGUGUUCUCACCCUGCUCUCAUACCUUCGCAUCAUCUCCACCAUCGCCAAGAUCCAGCAGGUGCAGGGCCGCUGGAAAGCCUUCUCCACUUGCUCUUCUCACCUGACCACUGUUCUCCUGUUUUAUGGAACUGGGAGUUCCCUGUACCUGAGACCUACCUCUGACUAUUCUCCCAUCCAAGCGCGGCUGGCUGCUGUGUUUUACUCCAUCAUCACACCCACCUUGAAUCCUCUCAUCUAUUGUCUGAGGAACAAAGAAAUGAAAGUAGCUCUUGAGAAAGUGUUCCUUCAACUACAGAGAAGAAAAGCGUAAGAGCUUAUGUUAAGGUACCUUCUUCCACAGUGUCUAAAAUCAAUCCGCUUGAGAAGUAAAAAUACAAAUACUUGAUAGAUUUGAAGUAUACAUAUUUGUUGAAGGGAUGCAGGUUUUUUGAGAUAUUUUAAUAUAGGUUUGCUAGUAACAUCUAGAUACACUUAUACUUUACUAUCAAGUACAUUCACCAAUGUGGUAUCACAUACAUUUUUUUCAAUGUAGAGAGAUCUAUUGUGGUUUUUAAACUACCAUUCAAACCAUUAGAAAAUAAUCUAAAAACGCGAAAGUUCCUCAUUUCCAGAAGGAGGACAUUAUAGGUCAAGGCCAUUAGAGUGAAGUCAUGGGAAAUAAAUCAGUAUUAAAGCA
This is a messenger RNA of Equus caballus (horse), 1507 nucleotides long. The record is from RefSeq and is a predicted model, not a curated record. NCBI's taxonomy places the organism in Eukaryota, Metazoa, Chordata, Mammalia, Perissodactyla, Equidae.